This is a messenger RNA of Rhagoletis zephyria (snowberry fruit fly), 1440 nucleotides long. RefSeq names its product somatostatin receptor type 5-like. Gene Ontology annotation, cellular component: plasma membrane; neuron projection. The record is from RefSeq and is a predicted model, not a curated record. NCBI's taxonomy places the organism in Eukaryota, Metazoa, Arthropoda, Insecta, Diptera, Tephritidae. Gene Ontology annotation, biological process: G protein-coupled receptor signaling pathway. Gene Ontology annotation, molecular function: somatostatin receptor activity; peptide binding.
AUGUCGCACAACAGCACCGUGUCUUACCCUGAUGACCCGCAGAUACCACAGCUAGCGCUCUUUCCACUCGAAGAGGCUAUCGAAACGCCCGUGCUGCAUAAUCUCAGCACUUUGGUGGCUUUCGACGCACAGAAUGACAGUUUUAAUUCGACACUGGAAUAUGACUUCUACGAGAACUGUCCAGCCAAUGGCGACUUCAUCGGCCACAUACUCAACUUUGUACUCUAUGUGCUCGUUUGCGUUGUCGGCCUCUUCGGCAACACGCUCGUUAUCUAUGUCGUGCUACGCUACUCGAAAAUGCAAACCAUCACAAAUGUCUACAUACUCAACUUGGCUGUAGCUGAUGAGUGCUUCCUCAUUGGCAUACCCUUUCUGCUGCACACCAUUGUCAGCGGCAGCUGGCAGUUCGGCAACUUCAUGUGUAAGGCGUACAUGGUCAGCACAUCGAUUACACAAUUCACCUCGUCCAUCUUCUUGUUGAUCAUGUCCGCAGAUCGCUAUAUAGCCGUUUGUCAUCCGAUCUCUUCGACGCAAUAUCGCACACCAGUCAUUUCGAAAAUUGUAUCCGGCGCCGCUUGGCUCACCUCGGCCAUACUCAUGUUGCCGGUCAUCAUAUUCGCCGAUACGGUCGAGCAACCGAAUGGUCACAUCUCCUGUCACAUUAAGUGGCCUGAGAUGGGCCAUCAUGAAACGGGCUUCACCUUCAUUAUGUAUGUCUUCACGCUGGGUUUUGCGACACCGCUCAUUUUCAUACUCUGCUUCUACUAUCUGGUCAUACGCAAGCUGCGCACCGUCGGCCCACAAAAUAAGUCCAAAGAGAAGAAACGUUCGCACCGCAAAGUUACCCGACUUGUGCUCACCGUCAUCACCGUUUACAUACUUUGUUGGCUGCCCUUCUGGAUAUCGCAACUGGUGCUUAUCACCACAACACCCAGCCCCUGCGCCACACGCUUUGAAAUUGCCAUUUUCCUGCUUGUCGGCUGUCUCGGCUAUUCUAAUUCUGCCAUGAAUCCCUUUCUCUAUGCUUUUCUAAGUGAAAAUUUCAAGAAGAGCUUCCGCAAAGCAUUCGCCUCCAUAACGGCUAUGCGUGCGAAAGAAACUGUCACAGGCAGCGGCGCCACUGGCACAGCCGCCACAGCUGAGCUGCAUAGCAAGGACACGAAUAUGCUCAGUAAGUUGGGCAAGAAGGGCCGCAAGUUGGCUGCCAUACGUCAAAAACAGCAAAAGCAAAAGGAGGCGCUACUGGGUGCCGACAGUAAUACAACAACUUUGGUUACAAAUACAACUUAUGGCACGGGGACAACAGCGACGACAAUGACCAUGAAUGAACCGUCGGAGGUGCCGCCAACGGAAAUUAAAAAUGCCAAUCCAGCGUGCACGAAGAGCUUUGACAAUGGUCAGCUGAUUAACGGUAAUAAGCAAGACAAAACAGCUGAUUGA